AUGUACCGUCAUAUUGACGGAGUGGCCAUGGCAUCUCCUUUGGGACCGCUAACGGCUGAUAGUUUCAUGGCGAAAUUGGAAAAUGUUCAACUUGCAACGCACAUCCGUGAAACCGAAAUAUACGUAGGGUAUGUUGACGACACCCUCGUACUUUGCAAAUCCGAAAUGCAUGCAGAACAGUUGCUGAAAGAUUUCAAUGGCGUACACGAGAAUCUCCACUUCGAAUGUGAACACGAACUCGAAAACUGGUUACCUAUCUUGGAU
Messenger RNA from Dicrocoelium dendriticum, 264 nucleotides. The record is from the annotation of a GenBank genome assembly. Lineage: Eukaryota; Metazoa; Platyhelminthes; Trematoda; Plagiorchiida; Dicrocoeliidae.